GUCAGGCAGUCACCUGCCGAGUAGCGCCCGCUACAGCCGCGGAAUGUAUCUAUAGCGAUCGAUUCGCACCGAACUCACACCCACAGCGAUCUAUUUGCACCGAAAUUUAAUGUUUUAUUCUUCAAUAUCGCUUCUACCCGCGUAAUUGUGACGUGACAAAUAUUAAUAGUGAAGUGAAUGAAAUUUCUCUCCCAUUUUUGGGGUCUUGAUUAUUGUUGUAUCUUAUUUUACGGAUGUGCAGAAAUCAACAAAAUCUUGACCCCAGAAAGAAUAUCAAUAUGCUUACUUAAUAACUGUAAUGACGACACCGAUAAAGUAAAGUGACCGAUGACGUGAUACGUGAUAGUGUAUGAAUAAGUGAAAGAAACCAGGAAACAUGUGCAGCAAGGAUCAAAUCAGCCACAUCUUGGGGAAGAUCAAUGUGGGCCUGCCGUCGUGGUCGCGCGGCGUGGAGGCGGCGGAGGCAGCGCGUGCGCGGCUCGUGCGCUGGGCGUGCGGCGACGUGCCCGCGGAGCCCGAGCCGCCGCGCAAGAAGAUGCCGCACGCACUGCGCCGGCGCUGGCCCAUGUGCCCCUGCCUGCAGAAUGACGAGCCCCCUGAAAUCACGUACUGCGUGGUGGGCGAGGGCGGCGGGGGCCUGGCGCUGCAGGCGGUCACCCCCACGCACCCUAUGCCGCCGCAGGACGAGCUGGACGCCAAGUUCGCUGAACUGGUGGAAGAGUUGGACUUAACAGCGGUGAACAAGGCGGCGAUGAUGGAACUGCCUGCGGCUAAGAAAUGGCAGAUCUACUGCAGCAAACGGCCGCCUCCCGGACAACAGCCGCCUCUAGCCACCGCGCCGCAAGUUGAAGACUACAUCAAAGCUCUCAAUGAAAUUGCUGAUGCUUUUGCAUCAUCAGAAGAUGAUGGCGUUUCCCCUACAGAAGCGUGUGCACUAGUCGACGGGUUGAAGACUGCGUUGAGGACCCGAGCUCACAGUUUCGUCAUCCGCUUCAUCAAGCAAGGCGGACUUGCCGCCUUGCUCGAGGCGCUGCAACGGGCGCCACGAGACGAUGCCAUCACGAGGCAUAAUCUCAUCGCGGGAAUUAAAGCCUUGAUGAACAAUUCUACGGGUCGAGCUCAUGUCUUGGCACAUCCGACUAGUAUCGACCUGAUUGCUCAAUCGAUGGACACGGAGAACGUCAAAACCAAAGUUGCUGCAUUGGAAAUCCUUGGUGCCGUAUGCCUUGUACCAGGGGGACAUAAAAAGGUUUUAGAAGCGAUGGUCCACUACCAGAAAUACGCGGGAGAGCGUGCACGGUUUCAGGGCAUAGUCAAUGAACUGGAUCGCAGCACUGGCGCCUACCGAGAUGACCUGGGUCUCAAGACCGCCAUCAUGUCAUUCGUCAACGCUGUGUUGAACUACGGGCCCGGAGAGGACAGCCUGGAGUUCAGAUUGCAUCUGCGAUAUGAGCUCUUGAUGUUGGGAAUACAGCCUGUUAUCGAAAAACUGCGAAAGUACGAAAACGAGACUCUGGACCGGCACAUCGAGUUCUUCGAGAUGAUUCGGAACGAGGACGAGAGGGAACUAGCCAGAAGGUUCGACAAGCAACACGUGGACACUAAGAGUGCGGCGGCCAUGUUUGAAUUGCUGAGACGGAAACUGAGUCACACCGCUGCGUAUCCCCAUUUGCUGUCCAUGUUAGAGCACCUUUUGCUAUUACAAUUGGAGUACAACCCGCACGCACAGCACUGGCUUCUGCUGGACCGAGUUGUGCAGCAGGUGGUAUUGCAGCAGCCAUCAGCCGGCAGUCGUGCCAACAGCGACCGCGACAGCACCACCGACACCUGCUCCGAUCACAUUAAAGUAUACGAUCCCGAUGUCGCUCCCUUAGAGAUCAAUGUGGGCGAAAUCGUCCACCUACUGGCUAAGGAGGAAGAAUUAGUUGCUGCGAGAUCGAAAGCGGAGAACUUGGAGAGAGAAAAUGUUGACUUAGCCACUGAGUUGGCGAAAAAGGAGAAGCAAGUGGACCAAAGCACGCAAGAGAAGGAAGAGUUGGAGGGAGUUCUCUCUCGGCUGAAGGACAGGUUGGAGAGGGAGACAGCCGCACACAUGGAGUGCACGGAGAGAGCGCGCGCGUCUGCGUGCAGGGCGCACCAGCUCGAACAGCAGCUCAAUCAAGAGCGUACCGAACGUGCGAGGUUUGAAAAACUAGUUAGCGAAGGAAGCAUCCCAGAUGAUGCCAAGGUCAGCAACCUAAAGAGCGCAGUUAUCGAAACCUGCAGCGUUCCCCCACCUCCACCUCCACCCUCCCUAUUCCCCCCGCCUCCCUCAGCACCUCUACCCCCUCCCGCACCUUUCGCACCUCCAGCACCCUUAGCGCCCGCACCUCCGAGGCCGAAGAAGAACGUCCCAACGCCAGGCAAUCCGUUGAAGAGUUUCAACUGGAGCAAACUUCCGGACACUAAACUGCACGGGACCAUUUGGCAGGAGUUGGAUGACACGAAGUUGUAUAACGCAAUGGAUCUGCACGCGAUAGAUAAAAUGUUCUGCGCCUAUCAGAAGAAUGGUGUUCAGAACGAGGGAUCCGUAGAAGACUUACGACAAUUGGGAUCCAAGCCACGUACGAAAAUUCUGUCAGUUAUUGAUGGACGUCGAGCACAGAACUGCACUAUUCUUCUCUCGAAACUCAAAAUGAGUGAUGAGGAAAUUUGUCGAGCAAUUCUACGCAUGGACAGCGGUGAACAGCUACCACUGGACAUGGUAGAACAGCUGGCGAAGUUCACACCGAGUGCCGAAGAAGCCGCCCUGCUGGAAGAACAUCAAGAUGAACUCGACAGCAUGGCGCGGGCCGACAGGUUUCUUUAUGAAAUCUCAAAGAUACCCCACUACUCGCAACGAGUCCGAACGCUGCUCUUCAAGAAGAAGUUCACGGGAGCGGUCGCUGAAGCCAGCAGUCGCGCUUCGGUUGUAUUGAGAGCUGCUAGAGACAUGACGCGCUCUAGGAGACUGAGGGCUUUGCUGGAGAUCGUGCUAGCUUUAGGAAAUUAUAUGAAUCGCGGUGCCCGCGGUAAUGCGUCGGGCUUCAGACUGACGUCGCUCAACAAGCUCGCAGACACCAAGUCCAGUGUGACACGUAACACUACGCUGCUGCACUAUCUUGUCGAGUUGCUGGAGACACAGUUCAAAGAUGUACUCCUCCUCGAGGAAGAUUUACCGCACGUGCGAGCAGCCGCCAAAGUUUGCGUGGACCAACUAGAGAAGGACGUUGGCGCCCUUCGCAACGGUCUGCGCGAGGUGUCAAGAGAAUUGGACUACCAUGCGACUUUACAAGUACCGGCGCAACCAAACGAUGCUUUCGUUCCUGUGAUGAGGGAGUUCCACGCGCAUGCGGUGUGCUCUUUCACGCAACUUGAGGAUCUAUUCCAGGACAUGAAGAGUCGCCUCGAAGCUUGUGCGCAUGCUUUCGGCGAAGAGCCAAGCGCUUCACCAGAGCAGCUAUUCGGCGCUCUGGACUCGUUCCUCGCGCAGUUGACCGAAGCCAGGGCCGAGUGCGAUGCGGCCAGGAGACGACGGGACGAAGAGGAGAGGCGGACACGCCAUGAGCAAGAGCUCAAAAAGCGAACGAUGGAGAGAAAGCAAGGUUCCAGUCUGCUGAGUUCUGUGGGCAAAUCCCUCGGCAAGUCCAACGGGUCCUCCGAUUGCAACGGCCACAGUACGGGAGACAACUCCAGAGAUGGAACCUUGACCAAUGGACAGAAAGGUGAAUUCGACGACCUCAUAUCUGCGCUAAGAACUGGAGACGUCUUCGGCGAUGACGUGGCUAAGUUCAAAAGGUCGAGGAAAACGACCAAGGGUCAUAAAGGCAGGGAUUCACCACCCCGGGGAGUUUGCAGGGAAGAUUCCAGAGAACGGCAAAAGAAUUGAGGUAAUUCGGAAUUGAUUUUGGAGUUUCGGAUUUCUUUGAAAAUGUGAUUUAAUGAACAUUAUGUUUGAAGUGAUAUUUACCAGUGUUGAAUGUAGAUGACAUUGUAGAUAAACUAAACGAGUCACAAAUAAUUAUUGUCGAUGAUGUAGACGAAUAGGUUAAUAGGAAUAAUUGCGCCAAAUAUUCAGUUUCUUUAUAGGAUUACUCGAUGUCCAUUUGUAAUGCAAAUAUAUUUAAAAUAUUUGCUAUAAUAUUUAAUUGUGAGUUUAUUCUUAUCGGAAAAGAAUUAUCCAUUUUUAGAUGUUUUUUGUUUAUGACGCUCUCAUAUACAAUUUAUUACAAAUACUCAAAUUUUCUUGUUUUUUUUUCGAUAAAAAAUGGGACCGACUCGUCCCAUUUUUUUCCGGCUUCACUUAACAAAUUUGCAUUCUCGUGUUAUAAAAUAAAAUUGAGCUUAAAGUAAUUCGACGCUUGUAAAGAAAUUAAAUAUUUGGCUGUAUUUAUGCGACGUAUCCAAUAGAUAAAUAAUAAUAAUAUAGUCAACUAUUUUAUUUGACAACGAUUAACAAUAUUAUCGGCAGAAAUAUUUAAAAUACUUGGUUGUGCCUAAUUUUGUAAUUGGUGAUUUUAUUCAUCAGAAAACAACAUGUGACUGCAGGUCCAAGACUGUAUAUCAUAUUCCUUUUAUUAAUUCAAAUUUUUUCGAAAUAAGGGGGGCAUCGGUUUGAAUUAAAUUUCACAUUGACACAUCUUUUUCCAUGGGUUUUUAUCUUUUUAUAUUGUUUUUUUUUGGAAUAAAUAUAACUUGGACAUAUGCGGAUUGGCAGAUUUCUAUUAAAUCAUUUGCUGUCAUCAACUGAGAUACGAUUAUCUUGUGUCAGUUAAAAUGGACAGAAAAUUUAAAACAAGCUUCCUUUAUGCCAAAACGUUUUAAAAUAGGUUUUUGAUCACCCGCCAGUCCUUAUAUUUCCUCAAGAUGAUUGUAUACACUUCAUAGAGCACAUUUUUCAACUUACAUAUCGCACAUAAAAUUGAACCAAUUAAAUAAUAAUUAUCCCAAAUAUACAUUGGUUAGAAACAGUUUUCUAUUACGUUUAAGUCGGGUUUUUACCGCAAUGUGAAGGCAGUACGCGCGAAUGCUUGAAUUUUAUUUCUGGCAUACCGGAACGAGAGAUAUCUGAUAAUGGUCCACCAUUCGUUUGCGUUUUAUUCAAUGACAUAUUAGCUAGCGUACUGUCUGAGAUGGAAGUAUGUUAGGGGAAUGCCAGUUUAUUGAACUCAUGCCCUAAUAAGUUUCUAUGAGACAUCGCAUUGGAUCCCUACAGCGCUUAGUGGAACUAUUUUGCCUAGUAGGAUAGCAUCUAACGAUCCAAAUCCAAUCCAAAACGGUAUCUAAGCAAGCUCAAAAAUAUAUUUUUGCGGUAGUUAUAUGUCAACUCAAAUCCUAGUGUAAUUUACGAACAUUAUAGUAAUAUUGUAAGUAGAAGACUGCAUGUCCUAUCAUAGGACAACUUUGUCGCUCAGUGUGCACUAUCCCUAAGUCCGUGAACGCACUGUGGUUUUUUUCAGCACCUGAUUUUAAAAUAAGAACUUGCAUAUUUGAUAGAUUUGUUAUAAUAUAUACGGGUGGUUUUAAAGCACCAGUGCGUGAACUGUGAUUUUGGGGUAUAUUUACUAUUUAAUAUAUAAACCUAGUUACAUCUUGCGGCUUAGUCUGAACGAUACAAAACGAUAUAAUAAAUCCUCUUUUAUAGAAAUGCAAGGUUGUGUAAAGAAAAUGUUUCUGGGUUGGGUUCUGUAAAAAAAUUGCAGGGCUUUUUUAGACUUAGCCAUGUACUUGAAAAUCCGAUUAAAGAUUUUGGAAUUGUCAUUAUUACUCUCAACUACUGAUCAAAGAUUAGGAAUUGAUCGUAUCUAUGCCUAAGUUUAAAUGUGUACGGCGUAAUUUUGCAAGUUUUGUAACUUAUACUUAUUGUAAUAACUACACCAUAUUUGGGGGUUUUCGAUAAAUUUACAUUUUGUAAUUUUACAUACUUUCUUAUUAUAGUUCGAUCUGAUUUUGGAUAAGUUGUGGUUUUGUAUUUAGAGGAUAAUUUAAGGCUUACAUACACAGGCUUACAUGUUGUUUUAAAAGUGCAUUUGUGCAGUAACCGCGCGAUUCGACCCCACUGUGUGCGUUAGCCUUAAAUCAUUUUUGUGAGAAUUAAUUAUAUUUAUGUAUGUACACCGAGUUUUAAUAUUAUAGUGUCAUUAGUUUCCUGUAAAUAUUAAUUUUAAUUUUAUUACUUUAAUAAAUACGUUGCAAUCUGUUACCGUGAUGAGAUGGAUUUUUUUAAAACAAUUAAUUUAUUUAAUUACAACCUAAUACCUAUAGAACUUUGUCAUAUUAUGUAAAUUUUAUUGUUUUGUUCAAGAUUACUUAAGCUUAUA
Messenger RNA from Pararge aegeria (speckled wood butterfly), 6338 nucleotides. It is a transcript of the gene DAAM, whose product is annotated as disheveled-associated activator of morphogenesis 1. The record is from RefSeq and is a predicted model, not a curated record. The coding region runs from base 377 to 3907 and encodes 1176 amino acids. Gene Ontology annotation, biological process: actin cytoskeleton organization; positive regulation of actin filament polymerization. The transcript has 21 exons. Lineage: Eukaryota; Metazoa; Arthropoda; Insecta; Lepidoptera; Nymphalidae. Gene Ontology annotation, molecular function: small GTPase binding; actin binding.